Molecule: messenger RNA, 1637 nt
Organism: Nematolebias whitei (Rio pearlfish)
Lineage: Eukaryota; Metazoa; Chordata; Actinopteri; Cyprinodontiformes; Rivulidae
Gene: trabd2a
Product: TraB domain containing 2A
Exons: 7
Coding region: 1-1557 (518 amino acids)
Biological process (GO): negative regulation of Wnt signaling pathway
Cellular component (GO): membrane
Molecular function (GO): metalloendopeptidase activity
Source: RefSeq, a predicted model, not a curated record
AUGCGGGGCACUUUGAGAUCAUUCACCCUCUUCUGUGUCAUUCUGAUGGUCCGGGCAGACCAGUGGAGGCUGAAGGAGUCCCACAACUGCGAGUCAAACAGGAAACAAACUGACCUAAACUCCUUCCUGUGGACGAUCAAACGGGAUCCUCCUGCGUAUUUCUACGGCACCAUCCACGUUCCCUACACACGUGUUUGGGACUUCAUCCCUGAAAAUUCCAAGCAGGCCUUCCAGGAAAGCCACAUUGUGUACUUUGAGCUGGACUUGACUGACCCGUACACCAUCUCAGCCCUGACCAGCUGUCAGCUGCUUCCUCAAGGUGAAAAGCUUCAGGAUGUCCUGCCCCGAGACAUCUACAGGAGACUGAAAAGACACCUUGAGUAUGUAAAACUCAUGAUGCCUUCUUGGAUGACCCCAGAUCAGAGAGGGAAAGGACUGUAUGCCGACUACCUCUUUAAUGCGAUUGCUGGGAACUGGGAGAGGAAGCGCCCUGUUUGGGUGAUGCUGAUGGUGAACUCGUUAACUGAGGCAGACAUCAAGACACGAGGGGUGCCGCUGCUGGACCUGUACCUGGCCCAGCAGGCAGAAAGGAUGAGGAAGAAGACGGGAGCAGUGGAGAAGGUAGAAGAACAAUGUCAUCCACUCAACGGGCUCAACUUCUCUCAGGUGCUCUUUGCCCUGAACCAGACCUUACUACAGCAGGAGUCAUUAAGAGCAGGAAGCCUACAGGUCCCAUACACAACUGAGGACCUCAUCAGACACUACAACUGUGGAGAUCUCAACUCCAUCAUCUUCAAUCACGAUACCUCACAGGUCCCUAAUUUCAAUAACGUGACGCUGCCUCACAGUGAGCAGGUGACUGCCCAAGAAAUAGACAGCUACUUCCGACAGGAGCUCAUUUACAAGAGGAAUGAGAGGAUGGGCAAGAGGGUGAAGGCACUGCUUGAGGAGCACCCUGACAAGAGAUUCUUCUUUGCCUUUGGUGCAGGUCACUUUCUUGGCAACAACACAGUUAUCGAUGUCCUUCGCCGCCAAGGUUAUGAGGUGGAGCACACUCCUGCCGGACAGCCCGUAAAGAGGAGAUCAUCUUUCAUAUCUGCUUCACCAGCAUUGGAAGACCACCAGGAUGAGUCACCUCUACUGGAGCCUUUCCUCCAUGAGCUGCCUCUCAAGGCCGAGGAUGAUGGGAGACCCCAGGAGGAGGAGGAUCUUUUACCUCACAUGAUUCUUCCACCUGAUGGCUUGGAUAUGCUAGAGAAAGCACAGAGGAAAAUGCUGAAGAAAAAACGGAGGAACAAGCAAAAGAAACAGCGGAACAGGCAUUUUAAUGACCUUUGGGUGCGCAUAGAGGAGAGUUCUGUGGCACAGUCUCCUCCUCCCCCACUGGUCCACUUCAAGGGUUACAUCACAGUGCAGCCUUCGAACAGAUUCCACAACCACUACAGCUACCAUCAUAAACAGUCUUCAUCGCCCUGCUCGUCAUCCUCAUCAUGUUUACUUCUCUUUCUCUCUACCUUGCUAGCAAUGAUUCUGCAGAUGAGAAUCACAGUCCUCUAGCAUGACGUUCUUUGGGCCAAUUAAAAGUCAGAAAGUUUAAGCUCAAAGAGAUGAUUUAAGAUAACUGUACAUGGAAUAUG